CACAACACACAUCUCUAAACCAUGAAAACUCCAACCAUUUCUUUGAUUCUUCUUCUCAUCUUGUCGUGCUCAUUGGCAGCGUCUGCAGCCGGUGACUUCCUACAGUGUCUUUCCGAGAAAUCCGACAACUACUCUUCGAUCUCCAAUGUUGUUUACACCUCAAAUAAUUCAUCUUACACUUCCAUUUUGAAAUAUUCCAUCUUCAACCUUAGAUUUGCUACGAACUCUACACCAAAGCCGCAGGCGAUCAUAACCCCAGAACACGAAUCUCAAAUACCGGCUAUCAUACACUGCGCUAAAGAAGCUUGCCUUGAAGUCAGGACUCGAAGUGGGGGCCAUGACUUCGAGGGACUAUCUUAUGUAUCACGAGUCCCGUUUGUGGUAAUUGAUUUGAUCAAUCUCAGUGAAAUUACCGUGGACGCCGAGUCAAAAACUGCGUGGGUUGAAGCUGGUGCCACCAUCGGCUCUUUGUAUUACAGAAUCGCAGAGAAAAGUCCGGUUCUUGGAUUUCCAGCAGGUGGUUGCCUAACUAUUGGUGUCGGGGGCCACUUCGGUGGAGGAGGCUACGGCUUAAUGCAGAGGAAGUAUGGCUUGGCUGCCGAUCAUGUGAUCGAUGCAAGAAUAGUCGACGUUAAUGGCAAAAUUCUUGAUAGAGAAUCAAUGGGCGAAGAUCUAUUCUGGGCCAUCAGAGGAGGUGGAGCUGCCAGUUUUGGCGUAGUUGUUGCCUGGAAGGUACAACUAGUGGAUGUUCCCAAAAAUGUCACUAUCUUCCAGGUCGACAGAACAUUAGAACAAAACGCAACUCAUCUCAUCCAUCGUUGGCAAUACAUCGCUCCCAACAUCGACAAAGAUUUGUUCAUCGGAGUCUUGACAUCCCGAUCGAGCAAUCGGACCGUCCUUGUCAGCUUCUUCGCACUCUACCUCGGCGGCAUCGACACAUUGCUCCCGCUCAUGCAGCAAAGCUUCCCCGAGCUAGGCCUAGUGAGGCAAAACUGCGCCGAGACGAGCUGGAUCCAAUCCACCCUCGCCUUCGGCGGCUACCCCAUCGAAACACCGUUGCAAAUCCUUCUCAACAGAACUCAACCCACAAAAGGAUUCGCCAAAGACAAAUCAAACUAUGUGAAGACACCAAUUCCUCAGCAUGCCUUUGAAGGCAUAUGGGAACACUUCUACAAAGCAGAAGCUAUGAGUGGUUUAUUCAUCCUCAUGAUGCCUUAUGGCGGGAAAAUGGCGGAGAUUUCCGAAUCCGCCAUUCCUUUUCCUCAUAGAGGCGGGAAUCUGUACCUGAUCAAUCAUGCCAUCGGUUGGUUAGAAGAAAAUGCCCGGGAUUCGGAGAGCUACGUAAGCUGGUCGAGGAGGAUUGACGAUUACUUGACUCCUUACGUUUCGAGUAAUCCGAGGGAAGCGUAUCUCAACUACAGAGAUCUCGACCUUGGAGUUAACAACGUUGUGGGGGAGACGAGCUACGAGCAAGCAAGUGUUUGGGGCAAGAGAUAUUUCAAGGACAAUUUUGAUCGUCUUGUUCGGGUGAAAACCAUGGUUGAUCCCGGGAAUUUCUUCAGAAACGAACAGAGCAUUCCGCCGUUGCAUUACUAGUGGAAAACAGGGGAUUGAGAAAUUAAAGAUUUAGGGAACACUGUGUAUGAUUAUGAAUAAGACGUUGUAAAAUUUGAGUUGUGUUGCUUUUCAUUAAUGUAAAUCAGUUGUUUAUUUUGUGAUUUGCUUUUCA
Salvia splendens (bonfire salvia) is the source of this 1729-nucleotide messenger RNA. RefSeq names its product cannabidiolic acid synthase-like. The transcript has 2 exons. Lineage: Eukaryota; Viridiplantae; Streptophyta; Magnoliopsida; Lamiales; Lamiaceae. Gene Ontology annotation, molecular function: FAD binding; oxidoreductase activity. Bases 22 to 1596 code for a protein of 524 amino acids. The record is from RefSeq and is a predicted model, not a curated record.